Phlebotomus papatasi is the source of this 2858-nucleotide messenger RNA. RefSeq names its product zinc finger protein Gfi-1b (gene sens-2). Lineage: Eukaryota; Metazoa; Arthropoda; Insecta; Diptera; Psychodidae. The transcript has 9 exons. Gene Ontology annotation, biological process: regulation of transcription by RNA polymerase II. Bases 422 to 1912 code for a protein of 496 amino acids. The record is from RefSeq and is a predicted model, not a curated record. Gene Ontology annotation, molecular function: RNA polymerase II cis-regulatory region sequence-specific DNA binding; DNA-binding transcription factor activity.
AAGAUUUCAGUGUUCGACGUGGUUUUGCCCAAACCGGGUUGCGGGUGAGUCAGCUGGAAAAGUGCUCCGAGAGAGAAUCCCUAAUCCGUGCCCCAAGACCACCCUUCGUGUGCGUGAACGAGACGGCUGAUUGAGGAAAAACUUUUCAACACACAAAACCCAGCCAUGAUUUGUGCUAAUACCCAAAUUGGGAAACUAGUGUCAAUCCGCGUUCUAACCGAACAAGUCAACUGAAUUUCCCAACUCUCCAUUGGCUUUUGGCCCCAAAUAUCCGCGUGUGAAUUUCGAGGGUUGUACACCCCUGCGACAAUGUUGACGCGAUUUUUUGCUUUUUGAUCUAAUUUUGAAACUUUUAAUUUUCAAACUUGGAAUACUGGAAGAAAGGACUAAGGACAGUUUAUUAUUAUUAUUAUUAUUCAAGAUGGAAAUUGGAGAGUCAGUGCAUUUACCAUUAGAUUUUAGUGUAAGUGAAAAGAAUCAUUUCAACAGACAAUUGAACAAUGAGAACAAAUCAAUGAUGCUCACGCAGCAGAAUGGUUCAACGUCAAGUGCUUUCAAAGUUGUUACACCAAAAGGGAAAUCCGACGUUCUCAAUGGUGGAGGAAUCCCUCUUCUUUUUAAUGGAAACUUCAUGAAUCCCUACAGAUUUAUGAAUCCCAUUGCUCCCAGAGUUAUUGCAUCGGGUAUUACAGAUUUAACAAAUGGCAGUGACGUUCUAAAGUGCAAAGAUGAAAUAAAAUUCGGCGUGAAUCGCUUAGUUGAGCGAGUUGAUUCAGAAGAUGAGGACAACAACAACAGUACGUAUCAACACAAAACACCACCAUCUGUUUGCGAUUCGCCUUCAAAUCUGAGUGUCGUACGCAUCAAAUCGCGAUCUAGAAGUCGUUCAAAGUCACCAGAGGGAUCGAGGUCGAGAUCAAGUUCUCCUGAACUUGAAGUUGAUUCACCACCACCUCCCAGAAUUACCGAAUCACCCACAACGGAAAUCUCCAGUCAGUUAGUUAAAAAGUCUGAGGCAUUUUCAGUCUCAGCCUUACUACGACAGGAUCAACCAAAAGCCUCUAAAUCCCCAACAUCUAUCUCCAGCACGUUUGACAUGCUAAGGCCAAACUACCCUCCUAUGUACGAUCACAACAUGCUGUCGAGGCCUCUGUUCCACCCUUUUCCCUGGAUAGCUGCUGUAGCCCUACAACAAGGUCAACAAGUCGCAAACUCACCCUCCAAUUACCAUCCAACAACCAGUGAGGAUUUUGUGAGAUUUCGCAAUUUUAUGACCCAAACAGCCACAGGUGCAGCAUCUGGAAACCACCUCAACUUCACCCACCCUCACCAUGUUCAUCAUCAUCAUUUUUUCAUGCGACAAGGAAUGCCACCGCUAAUCGGUGACAUCUUCUCCUGCAUCAAAUGCGAAAAGAACUUCUCAACAGCACACGGCCUCGAGGUCCAUGCCAGAAGGUCACACAAUGGCAAACGACCCUUUGCCUGUGAAUUGUGCAACAAAACCUUCGGCCACGAAGUUAGUCUAAGUCAACACAGGGCUGUGCAUAAUGUAGAAAAGGUUUUCGAGUGCAAACAGUGCGGAAAAGCCUUUAAGAGAUCGAGUACCUUGUCAACACACCUCCUUAUUCACAGUGACACGAGGCCAUACCCGUGCUCCUUCUGUGGCAAGAGAUUCCAUCAGAAGAGCGACAUGAAGAAGCACACUUACAUUCAUACUGGUGAAAAGCCACACAAAUGCCAAGUAUGUGGAAAAGCCUUCAGCCAGAGCUCCAACUUAAUUACCCACAGUCGAAAGCACACAGGAUAUAAGCCAUUUGCCUGUGAAUUGUGCCACAAAGCAUUCCAGCGGAAAGUCGAUUUGCGACGCCACAAGGAGACACAACACACUGAACUAAGACCACUGGUCAACUAACCACCAAAUGACUCAACAUGCUCCUAUCUUCUCUCUGGCCUGGACAUCCCCCCAGAACUCUGGAAAAGAUUUUCACCUCUCACACCAUCUUGAGAGAAACUGCAGAAUCCAGAAUCCGAAGGACCAACUUUUGGGGCGCAUGAAAAAAAAUAUUAAAUUCCACACAUUUUUUUUCUCUCUACCGACCAUCAAAAUCUGUGAAGAAUUUUAAUUGUUAUAUAUGAUGAUUCUAUUGCUUAAUCUUCGCAAAAGAAACUAUAAAAGGGGAAAAAAUUCUCCUAAAGAAGAAGUGUGUUUAGAGAAGAUUAUAUCCUUUUAAUGUGGUGCUAAAAAAAAUAAAAGUUGAAAAUCACCUUCUUUCUGCAAACACACAUCCACAAGCAUCGUUGUGAGAGAAAAAAUAUCCCAUUCUUUUUGUAAAGAAAAUCCCAUUUAUUAAACCUAAGUCAAUUUAAGUCAGUGCAAUGAUUGUGAACCAAAAAAGCUCGGGAAAAGAAAAUUUUCUCGUAAGACAAAAAUCAGCAAGAACAAAACUAGUUGCAGUUGUAUUCAAUUUCUUGGAUCUUAUUUUUAUAAAGUGAAAUUUGCGAUUUAGUAAAUGAAGUAUGAUUAGAAUUUCAAAUUUAUCAGAAAAGGAGGCUGUUAGAACAAUGGUUCGCUUCUUAUCUAAAAUCUCUCUUCUGCAUGGCAUUAUAAUCCCCUAAGUGUGUCUCGGAUAAAAUAGAAAUAAGAAAAUAGAAAAAACUCACAAACGAAUUUGAUCUAAUGGAUAUAUACAAAUGAGAUACCUUUCUUUAGUCCCUCUAUCUGACCGUAGGACUAUUCUCUAACAAUGUGACUAAUUUAAUUAAUAAACUUUGGAGUUGGAACAAAAUCACUAAAGAGAAAGCAGCAGAUAGAAAAGAAUUAAAUUAAAUUAAAUUCAAAGUUAUAAAUGUCCAAAAAA